Molecule: messenger RNA, 2747 nt
Organism: Poeciliopsis prolifica (blackstripe livebearer)
Lineage: Eukaryota; Metazoa; Chordata; Actinopteri; Cyprinodontiformes; Poeciliidae
Product: cytohesin-2-like
Exons: 14
Coding region: 469-1674 (401 amino acids)
Biological process (GO): regulation of ARF protein signal transduction
Molecular function (GO): guanyl-nucleotide exchange factor activity
Source: RefSeq, a predicted model, not a curated record
UUUUUGUUUUGUUUUGAUGUUUUCCGUUUUGUUUUGAUGUUUUCUGCGCAUGUGUACCGUUUUCAUGGUGACGUCAGAACGUCCUGUAAAAUGGAGGCAGAUAUUUUUAAUCGAUUCUGAAUUGUAGUAAAUAAUAAUCGCAAUUCUCAUUAGCAAAGUUUUUUUUUUACUCCUUUCCACUAUAUCCAAUUAUUCAGGCAUGGAUCUGACUAAAAGGUAAAGAUCUGACUGACCUUUGACCUCUGAGAGGUGAAAGAGUGAAUGCAGAGCAGUGAAACCUGAAGAGACACCAAACAAAAAAACACAUUUCUAGGAACAAAGAUAUGAAGGAAGAGGAGCAAAGAGUGAACCAGAGCGUGGGUUUCUCUGCAGCAGCAGCAGCAGCAGCAGCUGCAGCGCCGGCCCUUUUUUCCGCUCUGACUCGUCGCUGGGCUUCCUGUGCCUCCGCCAGUCGCUCUGCACUCCAACAUGGCCAUCAGCAGAAAAGACAGCUUCCUCUGGGGCAAAGCGCCACCGAGGCUCCGACUGGCUGACAGGAGGCAGAGCGACCGCAGCGGCCAACUUGAGCUGCUGGACGACCUGCAGAAGCUGAAACUGGAUCUGACUGAUGGAGCCGCCGGAUCCGGCAACCCGGACCUGAAGCGCCACAGUAAAAGUGUGGUGAGGAACAGGAAGUUUCUACGAGGGAAAAAGAAAUUCAACAUGGACCCAAAAGUGGGCGUCGGCUACCUGGUGGAACACGGCAUCCUGGAGUGGCGAGCCGAAUCAGUGGCAGAGUUCCUCUACAAGGAGGAGGGGCUUAACAAGACCGCCAUCGGCAACUUCCUGGGAGAACGGGAGGAAAUGCACCUGAAGGUCCUGAAGGCAUUCGUGGCUCUGCAUGAGUUCUCCGACCUGAAUCUGGUCCAGGCGCUGAGGCAGUUUCUGUGGAGCUUCCGGCUCCCAGGUGAAGCGCAGAAGAUCGACCGGAUGAUGGAGGCGUUCGCGGCGCGUUACUGCGACUGUAACCCUGGAGUGUUCCAGUCCACAGACACCUGCUACAUCCUGUCUUUUGCAGUCAUCAUGCUCAACACCAGCCUGCACAACCCCAACGUGAAAGACAAGCCCAACCUGCAGCGCUUCGUCUGCAUGAACCGAGGAAUCAACAAUGGCGCCGACCUUCCCGUCGACCUCCUCACGAAACUUUACACCAGCAUCCGCAGCGAACCCUUCAAGAUCCCCGAGGACGACGGCAACGACCUCACCCUGACCUUCUUCAACCCGGACCGCGAGGGCUGGCUGCUGAAGAUGGGCGGCCGCGUCAAGACGUGGAAACGCCGCUGGUUCAUCCUGACAGACAGCUGCCUCUACUACUUCCAGUACACAACGGACAAAGACCCGAUCGGGAUCAUCCCUCUGGAGAAUCUCUGUGUCAGAAAGCUGCAGGAUUCCAGCAAACCGUUCUGUCUGGAGCUGUACAGCCCCAAAGGUCAGAAGGUCAAAGCCUGUAAGACGGAGAACAAAGGCCGAGUGGUGCAGGGGAAACACCAGUUCUACCGGCUGAAUGCUGCCAGCGAGGAGGAGAGAGACGACUGGAUCAGCGCCAUCAGGGCGAGCAUCACCAAGGAUCCGUUUUACGAUUUGGUGUCGAUGAGGAAGAGGAAGGUGAUCAGGAAUGUUUCUUCGUCGGACUGAAGCUUCAGGAACGUUUCACAGAAACAUUUGGAAGCAGAGAGACAAAGAGGAACCAAGACCAGAACUGAAGAGUCCAAGUCACUUCUGCAAACUGCAGACAGAUGGUUCCUGGAAGACGGCGUUAGCGUUAGCAGCAUUAGCGUUAGCAGCUUUACCGUUAGCAGCAUUAGCGUUAGCAUUAGCGCCGUUAGUGUUAGUGGCUUUAGCAUUAGCAGGGUUACAUUAAACUGACCUCUUUCUCUCCGUGUGAAGGAAAUGAACUAAAAUGAUCACAAAGAAGCUUAGAAAGAAAGAAGCGACGGACAAAAUGCAGCGAAGAUCCGCAGCUGGAAGCUAAAGGACAAAAACAGAAAAGAUGCUGAACGUUGACAGAAAAGUCACCAAGAUGCAAAACAUGGAUGUUCAAUGUUUCCACAAAACACAGAAAGUAACAAAAACAGAAAUUAAAUACCAAUAAAGAAGUGAACAGUGAUUACAGAGAAUGAAGCUACAUUUAGCUACUUAACAGUCUGAAUAUAGAAACACAAUAGAAACAAUAAAACGUCUUUAAAUAACAAGCUGUCAAAUAUUCUACACAUCUGGCUGAUUAUUUAUUCAGUCUGUAACAUUUCUUUAUACGUCUAAUAGAGCUAAAAUCUUCUCAACAUGUUUAAUUUAUGAAUCGUAGAAUGUGUAGUUUGUAAUGUUUGUGUUUAAUGUGUAAUUUAAUGAUCAUCAAACUUAGAGAAUAAAGUUUAUUUUUUCUCAAAGCGGUUCCCCUUUUCUCCACCAGAUGGCGCCGCAGCACCGCCACGUUGAACUGAACUGAAACAUGAAUUUCUGCUGAAAUCUGACUUUUAUUUUCUAUUUUAACUGAAGUGAAGAUGAAGAGAAAUCAUGAGUACUGGUUUUACUGGGAUUAGAAAAGUCCAGUAAUUAGAAAUGAAUGUUUUCCAUCCAUCUUGUUGCUCCACGUUUCAUUUGACUCCAGUGGGAAGGAAUCAGUUUUUCCUCCUGGAUCUGAAAUCAUUUGAGUUCAUUUCUCAUUGCUCCUCAUGUACUCACUCAAAAAACAUUAAAUAAUGAAAAAAUCA